AUGCAGAUGGGAUCCGAAAAUUAUGGAAUGGUUUAAAAUUUAUUUUGUCCCUAACCAGUCUAGGGUAUCUAUAUGUCAUACUUCAAGCCUGCUGUCGUGAUUACCGUCACAAAGCAUGACGCCAAUUUCGAAGCCAUAAGUUCGGUAAGUUCUCUCGCCUCAUCCCUAGCGUCACCGGUUAAGGCGGCAGCCUCCGUGCCAGGUGGAGACCUUACUGCCGGUCUGCAUCGGUUUGAUUAUAGGCUCUAUGGCAUCCUCUUGCAAAGUCCAGGCUUGGUUGACUCUUUGUUCGAACUUCCGAGACCCAGGCCUCCUGAGGCGUCUUCUAGUUUAUACAUCUCAGCUAAGCAAACUGGAGGCGAUGCUUUUGUACUGUCUGACCUGCGGGCCAUUCAUCAAUGUGUUGAAGCUGUUGCUAGCAAAUGCCAGCCCGGCGUCGUAGUUGAACUCAUUGAUGAUUCAAGUAGGUCAAACGUAAUUGCUUACUCAUCUCAGGUGAGAGGGAGCCCACUAAUGUGAAACAACUCGUCCACGUGAAACUUGUUGGCAGGGUGGGGUCCUCUUGGCCGAUUCCCGAAAAUUUUUGGCCGGACGACGAGUUACUCCUCUCCAAACUCGUAAGUCUGGCUUUAGUUAACUUUAUUAUGUAGCCACCACGUCCAUCGAACCCUGUCGUACAUAUCUGCGCGUCGAGCGAUCCACAACCAAAAUUUCCAGAAUAUUUUCCUAUGGACAAAUAUGAAUUAGAGCCCUCUGUGAUAACACGGAUGAUAAUAGAAAAGGCUGAAUCCUCGGUCACAUGGCCGUGCUACAUCCGUGGAAGCGGCCAAAAGCGAGACGCUCCUUUUGGUUAUUGCAAGGCGACGGCCGACUUACAGACGGUUUACCUACAUGUUCUUCCGUAUAAUUAUCUUGCGCUAUCAAACUUACUAAGUACUUUUGUUCCCUCUCGUACCUUUACCGAAUUCACUUUAGCCGACCUGAGUGAAGUGCAUGGCAUGCGAAUGACUGAGAGUUGGGGUUUGAAAUUCACGAAUUACUUAUCGAGUAUACCCCGUUACUACUUUGCCGUACGUUCAUUUUCUUAUGUGUGGCGACACCGCCAUUACAGCCAAUUUCUAAGGCUUUUGAAAGAUUGGGUUUCCAAGGGGUCAUCAACGCUGAUGCCUUGGAUCGCACGCUACCCUACCAACUCAAACACCAGCUACAGAAACUUCGUCAGUCUGCAAAAACGGAAUAUGAUCAGUUUGUACACAUAGUCGAAACAGCAGAAUCGCCUCCCCCUCUCAUAAAGGCAAGCGAGCUUUGUAUUUAUGCGCUUUGUUUUGUAAACCGGAUGUUAGCUUUAAAUUUUUCUCGCCCUGUGCUGUGCUGAAACUGGUGCACUGCAAACUUGCCUUCCUAGUGUGGUGGGGCAGUAAUAUGCAAAUUAGCUGAGGAUUACUUACAACUUUGGUACUGAGGUACGGUACAACUUAUCCAGCCAAACCUGCUAGUUGACCAAUGCCUUAGUUUAUAACUGGGACAGACCGAAAAUACUCUGAAGUCAUCUUACUGUCAGAUUUAGACACUAGUUGUGCAUGUUACACUGCCAGCAAUUACUCGCUACCUGGGCUCCUUGCAGACGCAAGUGAUUCAUGUCUAGUUCGCCGUACACGCAAGCUUAGCAACCAUUUGUCAUAUUAUGUUGCGGCCAGAUCGAUAAUCACUCAAAGACAGCUUAGAAAAUCCAUGCAAAUAAUUUAUAAGGCCAAACUCAGAAAUACUGCUUGCCUUCUGUACAAACCCAAACUUCUGAGAAGGGUAGUAGUUGUCUGUAUUAGGAUGCCACGGUUGCCCCGCCACUUGUCCGUUCAUUGUAGACUGAUAUUUGCAUGACACUAGUCGUUAAUCAUUGCUGUAUACGCCCCAGGGCCUAGUGCUACCGAUAGGCAGAAAAGGGGAUGUUUACUGUGGCUUUCUUGCUGGAGCUGGAUGUAGGAAUUCGAGGACGGUUAAGUGCGAUCACAGCACUGGACAGGUCAGUGGUCGCUCCUAAGUGGGAAGCCGUUGCGUCUGUACGUUAAACUGCGCUGCGCAGCAUAGAAUUGCCCGAGACCUCAGACGCGGCGCAGCUAAAGACUCAGGAGGACCUAUCAGUUUUGGAGAUGAGCAAAUUCGACAAUCUACUGCUUCGACGAUCUGCGGUAUCUAAGGUGCGACGAUAACGUCUCAAAAAUAGGAUACCGCGCUUCAAGCAGAAUUUUGUUGAAUCUCUGCCGGCUGCCUUCCGGUGUAAAGGCCCACAUUUAUCUAACACACACGUAUACGUUGACUGUCUACUCCGGAAACAUUCGGGCUGAGGCUACGGGUUCUGUCUAAUGAUACUAAUCGAUCGACCAUGGGGUUCUUUAAUUCAAGUUUAGAAAGGAGACGACGCCCAUGGUUUGUCGAGGCGUUGCCGCGUCCAUCCUCACUAAAGGCGGAGAAUCACUGCAGGGAUUGUUGCGGCGGCAGCCUCUCCUACGUAUUCGCUGAAGUCUUUGCAGCCGUUUUUUUCCAAUUGCUUUUGUGACGCGAUCCUCGUGUAAGGAAGAAUCAGCUUUACGUUCAGCCUGAGCGGGUGUUUUGACCAUCGUCUAUCGCUCCUUGCUUACACGUUACUUUGAUAAGUUGUAAUUGUGCCUGAUUUGGCCGGCCUCUGUAAUGCGGAUUGUACCUCCAUGCGUGAAGAUACGCGGCAGCAAAUCUGGAGGGCUCGGCCCAUUCUCCUCUACCGACAGAGACCAAAUGCCGAGUGCACAAAUACCACUCCCAUGUCUUGCCGAACUGUAUUAAUCUGCGUUUUGCUUAUACCUCCACGAGACCUCCAGGUGGGCAACGGCACCGGACUGAGGAAAGCAACAAUGAGCUCAUGAGGCGGACGGUGAAGAACGCGUCCAGAUGCCUCAUUGGUCUUCGUCGGAUGACACGAGGUAUCCUCGCGAGUGUGGACUGUCUCAUUUGAGACGAAGCCGGCGUACUUCACACGAAGGAUAGUCUUCAGGCUGCAGUGGCCAGACACUCAGUUUUCACUCACCUUCAACGCACCCAGCCCAACUUUCACGACCAUAAAGAAAGACUGGCCGGAUGGAUGCACGGCACACGCGGAUCUUCGUGAAGAUGUAGAUAUCGCAUUGGGUCCAUAGGCCAGGAAUUAUGAAAAUCCUGCGACAAUAUCGUCCUUUGUCAACUCGACAGCAAUCUCGCCUCGGGGUACUUGAAGCUCUACUUCAAGUUAACGACCAUUGAUCCUGAAGGGCCUUCCCUUUGUCGGGGACGCAGCUCGACAAUACUUGUUUCCCCAACGAUUAUGGAUGAACCGACCGAUUUAACGACUUCGUCCGCCUGUGACACCACAGACUUGGAAUAUCGCCCUUAUUAUCAACGACCCACUCGUCUAUUUUGUAGAUUUGCUAUCUCAAUUGACUGUCCAACUAGAUUCCCGGUGGACGAUCAUACUGCGUUUCCAUUUACUUUCCCCCUUCCCACCACAACAUGCGCUAGGGCCGGUGAGAAUGACGAGGGGAGGGAUUUGGUGUCACCGGCGUCCGUCACGAUUGUCCUUCCGUGCUUGAACACCUGUAAACUACAGACGAAUUACUUCAGCACGUGUUGGCAGACCACCCGACGUAACGAUUGAUCUUGGUUCACGAACCACAUUUUGUCUGCGAUGGUGGCCUUGCACCACCGUCGUGUUCCCUUGAUGGGUGCCAUGGGCGGGAAUCUGCAUUGCACUGGCGAGAAUACCCUACCGCAGAUACACUGUCCUAAUUACAACGUACGAAAAUGUAGCACAAGCCACGCCAAAUGGAUCUGUUGGCGCCGACGGCCAUAGCGGUAGCAAGCUCCUACAAGCAACAUGCUGAUGACCUUUUACCAAACGCAUCGGUGAAUCCAGUGGAUAAGUCUAUUGCGUCCUGUCCUAAGACCCAGUGCUUAUCAGUGGCUCCACAAAGCCAUGCUCAGCACGACGGCCACACCCCGGUACCUGUACUUGACCGACGGUCUAAGCCGGACCACCCAAUGUUACGGUUGGUUCUGCUUCAUGAACCCAGUUUUGGCCGCGCUGGUGACGUUGCAUUACUGUCGAACUCCACUGCAGAUAGGCCGGAGGAGUAGGCCGGACACUUUCUCGAGAGACAGGUGAUUGCCUUGGGUUUCGCUAUCUUUUUGCUUGCGAGGUCACGGUAGAAGACGAAACCUGGACCAGCGAGCAACUCCUGCCGCAUUCGACCGAACUUUGUCGACCGGGUACGAUAGGAAAAACCUGCCGUGGGUUCCUCAUCGUAACAUAAGUAAUCGGUGUGAGAUUUGCUAGAAGAUAGUGGGUGUGUGGCCUGACCUCGUUCUCGGUAGGUAUCCAAAGCUUGGUGAUAUUCGAUCAGUGGCAUUCACGUUCUAUCUUAUUCUUUUUACAGUAUCACCAACGCUUAAGUAUACCGUCAUUCGGGAGCACGAUCUACUAAAGUGCCUUCCUUUUACGCCGAUUUGGACGAUUUGAUCAUUCUUUGCGCCGACCUAAAGGCGGAAUCGCUCUGGUUAGCAUCUCUCUGAAAGUGGACUCUGGAUAGUGAUGGCAUCCGAGUUCCCAAAUGGAGACGUGCGCAAACUUAGUGGAAGUUGAUCUCGCGCUCAUCUUUGGUCUUGCUGUUUUCGGUCUGCGAGACUAGCGUGUCAGUUUAUUGAACUAUGUCCAGAAGGGACGCCACCUGACUGCAGUAGAAGAUAGUUCUUUGUGAUAGGGUAGACAUACAUGAGACCGGCUGGGUUAGCUAUCGCGAAUGUCGUUCCAUGUACAACGAAAACGUAGAAGAAUUUGAUGAUAUUUGCGCUUUUGUGGUCCUACACUGUCAUUGACCGUUGUUCGUUGUUCAUCCCAGCUUGCACAUUUUUUAUUUUCCGUUCCGCUCCAUCGAAAGGUAUCACGCUCAGACCUAAACAUAAUCUUGCCCUUGUUGCGUCUUAACCUUUUGCAAAAACAGUGGGAGAAUUCAUUCAACUGAUCUUUCUUUUACCUAGUUGCCUCAGCAAUACCUGCUACGUACCAUGUGGCCCUUCUCCGAACUGCGAGCUAUCAGCGGUAUGGCCAAGCCUAAAGGAAAAGUCAUGUAUGAACAGCCUUGUAGCAUCCCUCGGUUGAAGUUGAGACAACUAUUGCCCAAGUUGAGAUCGAACUUAAAUGCUAUGUUAGAUGGUGUGGGACGUCCGAUGGAUCGUGAGGACAUACACAACCAAUCCCUCAGCGAAAUGGGUGACUACAUCAAUUACAAAUUUCCACAUCCACAAGUUGCACCCCUUCGCGAACUCACGCCCGGUCCAGAACGCCUGGAUACCUUCGGGAAUCCGUUCAGGCGAAAGGCCGCGGCCGCUUUUGUUGCGGACGAGGGGUUUGUUGAAGACACCGGUUUUCCUACUCAGUCCUGUUCGCCGAACACGCCUGCUAUAACUGUGCCUGGCCGGCGUCGGUCAAGUCUGUCCAAUAUAAGUCAAACCGGUCGGUCUAAAGGUUUGUCUCUUUUGCUUUCCUAUGAACACGUUAUCUCCUUCAGGCCCGCUCCCUGCCUACAUAACGUAUACGAAUUGGAGAAAGUGGUCGCGAAGCAGUAGCUUGGCCGCCAAUUCCCCUCAGCAGGAUGACCUAAGUCCCUGUGCCUGUAUGUCCGCUCCGUCUGAUUUUCUGACUUGUUUAUUAUUAGCUCCCGUUCACACAUACGAUCUCAGCCAUGGUUCACCACAGCACAGUCUCUCACCUCCAAACGCUGAUUUCUGGAGAGAUCUGAGCGAUAUGAAGAAGCAAAAACUUCAAUUAUCUGAAGAAAAACUUUCUUUUGAUGUCAACUACAAAGUUGUUAAUGAGCUAAUUGACUUGGUAAGAAGGCCUUCCCUAGGUAAGUUUGUCGCACAGACCGUGCAUUAAUAUACAUUUUAGAUGGUGGCAGGGUCUUCCAGAGUCUAACUAGCCUGGUUGGGAAUGUGUCCCAACGCUAUGCGUCCGUAUCCUUUGUAAUGGCAGAAUCGUUGAGGUUUAAACGAAUGGAAUUGUACAAACUCCUUGAUGAAUGGCGGUCUUGUCUAUGUCUACCACAGAUAGAUGAAAGUACCAAUGUCCUAAAGGGUCCGCCUGCCGGCAACUCAGUACACCCCACCACAGCAGUUAACGGCCUGGGUUAG
Messenger RNA from Spirometra erinaceieuropaei, 6192 nucleotides. The record is from the annotation of a GenBank genome assembly. NCBI's taxonomy places the organism in Eukaryota, Metazoa, Platyhelminthes, Cestoda, Diphyllobothriidea, Diphyllobothriidae.